Cucumis sativus (cucumber) is the source of this 1656-nucleotide messenger RNA. Its product is annotated as pentatricopeptide repeat-containing protein At2g15690, mitochondrial. Lineage: Eukaryota; Viridiplantae; Streptophyta; Magnoliopsida; Cucurbitales; Cucurbitaceae. The coding region runs from base 86 to 1462 and encodes 458 amino acids. Gene Ontology annotation, biological process: RNA modification. The record is from RefSeq and is a predicted model, not a curated record. Gene Ontology annotation, molecular function: zinc ion binding; protein binding; RNA binding. The transcript has a single exon.
AAAACCUAAAAUUUUAUGGCUUUCAAAUAUUUUCUCUUUAAAAUAUCCCUUUUAUCCCCUUUAAGAUAACAAAAACUGAACAGCAAUGUCUUCCUCCAUUCCCUCUCAUGCCACGGUAAACUCCACCGCUACUACCAAUUUCAAAUCUCGAAUACUUCCAUUUCAUUUUCCGGUCCUCAAAUCCUUCCGAUCGACACUCUUGUCCACCAAUGCUCUCUCCAAUUCCCGUUUUCGGAAGUCUGCCCACCAGUACGACGCUCAAAGCACCACGAACACUCUCUCCAAAUCUCAAAACCGAACCAGCGAUUCUGUCUAUAGUCUUCCAUCGACGGUGGAUUUACUGGCUCUGUGCGAGGAGGGUAAGGUAAUUGACGUUCUGGAAUACAUUGGCCAAGGUGCUAAAGUCGACUAUGGCGUUUUUACUGCUUUGUUGAAUUCUUGUUGUAAUUUGAAGCUGCUUGAGGCUGGAAGAAGGGUGGAUGGGCUGUUGAAGGGGACGAAAUUUCGUGGGGAUUUGGAAUUGAACAAUCGGUUGAUUGAAAUGUAUUCGAAUUGUGGCUGUAUGAAAGAUGCACGUAAGGUGUUUGAUAAAAUGGCUAACAAGGAUACUAGCAGUUGGAAUUUGAUGAUCAAAGGGUAUGGAGAUAAUGGGGAAGGGGAUAAUGGGUUGGCAUUGUUUGAGCAAAUGAAGAAUGCUGGUUUGCAACCAAAUUCAGAAACGUUUCUGGUGGUUUUAGCUGCUUGUGCCAUGGCUGAAGCUGUGAAGGAAGGUGUAUUUUACUUCAAAAUAAUGGCAAAUGAAUAUGGAAUCAAUCCUGAAAUUGAACAUUAUUUGGGAGUUGUUGAUGUUCUUGGAAAAUCUGGUCAUUUGAUUGAAGCUGAGGAGUUCAUUGAGAAAAUGCCCAUCAAUCCCACAGCUAAAAUUUGGGAUGCCCUUAGAAACUACGCUCGACUCCAUGGAAACAUGGAGCUUGAAGAUCGAGCUGAGGAGUUGAUGUUCUCUCUUGACCCGUCCACGACGUCCACAACUAUCAAACCAUCACUCCCUCCACGGAGGAAGCAAUCGAGCACGAACAUGUUGGAGGAGAAGGACAGGGUGAGGGAGUUUAGGUGUGCAAUGCCUUAUAAGGAAGAGGGUGAAGGGAGGCUGAAAGGAUUGAAUGGACAAAUGAGAGAAGCAGGGUAUGUUCCAGAUACAAGAUAUGUGCUACACGACAUUGAUGAAGAGGCCAAACAGCAGGCUUUGCAAUACCAUAGCGAGCGGCUAGCUAUUGCUUAUGGGCUGAUCAGUACACCAGCAAGAACGACACUGAGGAUCAUCAAGAAUCUUCGAAUUUGCGGCGAUUGUCAUAAUGCAAUCAAAAUCAUGUCAAAGAUUGUUGGGAGAGAGUUGAUUGUUAGAGAUAAUAAACGUUUUCAUCACUUUAAAGACGGCAAAUGCUCUUGUGGGGAUUACUGGUAAACACAUCAACUGUAUUAUACACGUUGAUUUUCUGUCCACUUUGGUGAUUUACUUGAUUGAUUAUCUUUUUUUAUCUUCUCCUUGGUUUUUCUUUUAUGAUAGAAAAGAAAGGUGAAGAUUAGAGAAUUAAUUAAAGUGUACAUUGAAAGAUGAAGAUUCGUAGUGAAAAUAAAUAACUAGAUUUUGAGUAUUCA